Molecule: messenger RNA, 2931 nt
Organism: Polyodon spathula (Mississippi paddlefish)
Lineage: Eukaryota; Metazoa; Chordata; Actinopteri; Acipenseriformes; Polyodontidae
Product: acidic amino acid decarboxylase GADL1-like
Exons: 15
Coding region: 90-1637 (515 amino acids)
Biological process (GO): carboxylic acid metabolic process
Cellular component (GO): cytoplasm
Molecular function (GO): pyridoxal phosphate binding; carboxy-lyase activity
Source: RefSeq, a predicted model, not a curated record
AUAAAUAAGCCGACAGACAGCAGGACUAGUUUCUAUUCCGCGAAUAUACGAUACUCGAAAGAUCUUACCUGGAUUUCAAAACUGCAAACAUGAGUUCAUCUAUAUGCGCAGAGAAUGGUAGUGGCAGUAAGCAGGUGAAGAAGAACGCAAUCCUGGUAGAUGGAGUUUCUCUGAACGGUCCCAUCCUGGACUCCAAGGCUGGAGAGCGCUUUGUGGAGGAGGCCUUCCCUAUCAUCAUGGAAGAGGCCAUAAGGAAGGCCACGGAUGUCAGUGAGAAGGUGUGUGAGUGGCAGACCCCUGAGGAACUGAAGCAGUGUCUGGAUCUGGACCUGAGGGAAGAUGGUGAACCUCCCCAACAAAUCCUGAAGCGCUGCAAGGAUGUCAUCAAAUACAGUGUCAAAACAGCUCACCCCAGAUUUUUUAACCAGUUGUAUGCUGGAAUGGAUCACUACUCACUGGUUGCACGCUUUAUUACAGAAGCUAUCAAUCCCAGUGUGUAUACAUUUGAGGUGUCCCCAACCUUUGUGAUGAUUGAGGAAGUUGUUUUGAAGAAGAUAAUUGAAUACGUAGGCUGGGAAGAAGGAGGUGAUGGUAUUUUCAGUCCAGGAGGUUCUGUUUCCAAUAUAUAUGCUGUGAAUUUGGCCAGAUACAAGAACUGCCCCAGUAUAAAAGACGAAGGGCUUUACGGUAUGCCAAGGCUGGUUAUGUUCACGUCAGAAGAGUGCCACUAUUCAAUACGCAAAGCUGCUGCCUUCCUCGGUAUUGGCACAAAGAACGUUUAUGUCGUCCCAGCUGACGAAAGAGGUAAGAUGAUUCCCGAGGAGCUAGAGAAACAAGUCCAACGAGCGGUGAAGGAGGGGGCUGUUCCAUUCAUUGUCUGUGCCACUGCUGGCACCACAGUACUGGGGGCCUUCGACCCUCUUGAGAAGAUUGCAGACAUCUGCCAAAAGCAUGGACUCUGGUUCCAUGUUGAUGCAUCAUGGGGUGGUGGAGCUCUGAUGUCAAAGAAACACUGCCAUCUUCUGAAUGGCAUUCAAAGAGCUGACUCGGUGGCCUGGAACCCACACAAGAUGCUCAUGGCUGGUCUCCAAUGCUGUGCGUUCUUGGUGAAAGACAAGACAGGCCUCUUUGAGAAGUGUCACUCGUCCCAGGCCUCCUACCUCUUCCAGCAGGAUAAGUGCUAUGAUGUCAGCUAUGACACGGGAGACAAGUCAAUACAGUGCAGCCGCCGGGCAGACGCCUUCAAGUUCUGGCUCAUGUGGAAGGCUGUAGGAGCCCGGGGUCUGGAAGAGAGGGUCAACAGGGCUCUUGCAUUAGCCAGGUAUUUAGCUGAAGAAAUCAAGAACAAAGAAGGGUUUCGUCUGAUUUUGGAGCCUGAGUAUGCAAAUGUGUGCUUUUGGUACAUCCCACCCAGCCUGAGGGACAUGUCAGAUGGCCCAGAGUUUUGGAAGAAACUUCACCAGGUGGCUCCAGUGAUCAAGGAGAGGAUGAUGAAAAAGGGCUCCAUGAUGGUGGGCUACCAGCCUCACGGGGACAAAGUGAACUUCUUCCGACAAAUUAUCAUCAGCCCGCAGGUGAGCCUGGAGGACAUGGACUUUGUGCUGCAGGAGAUUGAGGCUCUCGGCAAGGACUUGUAAUGGCUUGGAGGCCAGCUCCAGUAAAAUCAGCCCACCUGUUUAAACCAGCAACCAACAAGGGCAAGCCUGAUCUUGAGACCCACACUUGAGAAUUAAAGAAUCCAAACAACAGUGGCACUCCGACAGACUGUCAGUAUAUACAAGUGUAAGACUGGGAGAGUGGGGUGCUGUCCGGAUAGUAAUGAAUGUGUAUGUACUGUACAUAGUUAGAGGCGUGCUGAUCUAAAAGAGUGAACUGUAUAAUUAGUUAAAAUUAAAUAUUAGUAUUUAUUCCUUUAUUUUAAUUAUAUAAUUUGUUUGCUUGGACCAAGGUGAAUCCAACUUAUGCAAAUAUCGACUACCUAAAGCAAAACUUUGUUACAUAUUAACCACAUGUGUGCAUUUGUCUUUGGAACUGUUACAUUUUACAUGUAUAUGUUACAGUUACAAUGUACAAAAAUGUUACAGGCUUUAGGCUGUUAAUAUGAUUUGCUCUGUCGGUAUAACCCUUGUUAUAUUACCUGCCUACUGUACUUUAGACAAGACAAUACUACUUCUGCUAAUUGGUAAUUCCCCUUGUAAUUUAACUCACUCACACACACACCUUAUAAUAAUAACAAUAUCAUCAUACGGAUUGUAAUGUUUUAUUUUGUGUAUUGUAAAUUAACAUAGUGCACUGGAGUUCCUUUUUUUGUUUAGAGUAGUUUAGUUUCUAAUCAUUAUCUUAUCAUCAAUUCCUGCUGGUUCAGAUUUAGCCUUCUAUCCCCCUUAGUUCCACAUCACAUGAGAUGCUGGUACUCUAUUCAGUAACAUUUAACUGUUAUGAUUUAGGUAUUGACAGAGUAACACAGUAAUAUGUGCAAUUCAUACAAUGUCACAGCACUAAAUCAGGAAAAUAUAUGGGGAGCAUAGGGGAAAAUACAGUGAAAAAUAGUUUACAGUUUUAGAUUUCAUCAAUGUUUUUCUUUUUUUUUUUUGCUAAAGUGUGGUUUUCUGUUAAAUUAUAUAUAAAUUGUGUUAAGUUAAAGUGUAGCCAGGUUUGUUGGAAGUAAAUAUGGCAUUCCUUUCUUGUUGGCUGUGUGUAAUAAUAUCUUUACCAGCCAUGAAGAUCAUAGCUACAAUCUGGAGAAAACUAUCUGUAUGCAAUAUCUUGUUCAUAGAAGAUGAUUAAUACAAUUUGUUUAUGAUAUAUCAUAGAAUGGAGAAUUGUUUAUUUAUUUAAGUAAUGUUUUAUAAAACAAUAUUGAAUUCUGAUGUUUAGCUUAUGAUGAAUUGACAGAUUGUUGUUCACCACAAUGAAACAUGUUUCCCUUAA